Messenger RNA from Cladophialophora bantiana CBS 173.52, 3471 nucleotides. RefSeq lists its product as uncharacterized. The record is from RefSeq and is a predicted model, not a curated record. Gene Ontology annotation, cellular component: plasma membrane. The coding region runs from base 1 to 3471 and encodes 1156 amino acids. NCBI's taxonomy places the organism in Eukaryota, Fungi, Ascomycota, Eurotiomycetes, Chaetothyriales, Herpotrichiellaceae. Gene Ontology annotation, biological process: Ras protein signal transduction; positive regulation of GTPase activity. The transcript has a single exon. Gene Ontology annotation, molecular function: guanyl-nucleotide exchange factor activity; protein binding.
AUGCGCGAGCCUCAACCUCCUGCUAUCUACGUUGCACCUCUACGAAUCCGCAAGAAUAGCGAUGAUGAUGACCAUGACGACGACCAUGACAACCACGGGCCGUCCACCAAAAUGGAGGACUCGGGGCUGGCCACCACGAAUCCACGACCAACGUCUAUAGAAUCCCUCGACGGCAUGGCCUCCACUCACGGAAGAUUCCACAACUAUCUACGAGCCCUCUAUCCCUUUCAGCCCUCCUCUCCCCACUCCUCCACCACGGUCACACUCCCUCUCAAUGCCGGAGAUAUUAUUUUGGUACACUCAGUGCACGUCAAUGGCUGGGCCGAUGGCACACUAUUGGAGACAGGAGCUCGUGGAUGGCUGCCGACCAAUUACUGCGAAGGUUACGACUAUGCUGCCAUGCGACCUCUGCUCAAGGCAUUAACCGAAUUCUGGGAUCUCGUGCGCUGCGCAGGCGAUUCAAACCUGAGUCUUUUCCGCAAUCAGGACUAUAUGAGAGGCCUAGUUGCGGGAGUCCGCGCAUUGCUGGAACGCUCCGACUGUCUGACCCGGGAUUGUUCUUUGGUCAAGAAGCACGAUCCCAUACGGAGGACACGUAAAAACCUCCUCUCUGAUCUCGCUCUUCUUGUCCGUGCGGCAAAAGAACUGCAGCAAGUAGUCGUGGGCCACACGGCUAGCAAAGACACACUCGACAUCCGGCUGGACGACAUGCUGUUGAAGGCCUUCCGAAUCGUCACCCGUGCCGUCUUGUUCUACGACGUCUGGACCGAGCAAGCUGAUGCAUCGCCGGGAGCUGCUACAAAGCCGCCCGACUCUUCUUCAGAAUCUGUCGCCAUCAUGCAAUCUCAGCAGUCAAGCAAAUCGCAAGUUGCUGUCCGACGUCAAGGCUCAACAUCUGUCAAAGCAAAACCUUCAGGCACAACCAUCCUGUCAAAGCAUAGCAGUCACAGUUCCACAGGUAAUCCUGCACACAUGCGGCGACACUCGUCCCUCACACAUCGCAUGUCGUACAGUCGUGGCACGGGCCAGAAGAACUCCAACCUCAUCUCCGAAUUCCUCAAUCGCUCUUACGACGAAUUUCUGACGGUACUGGCCUCGUUCCUGGGAUCUCACAUGCAAUCUAGGUCAUCGUCCGAGUUGUUACUCACCACUCAAAACGCCGUUCGGGCUUGUCGACAGCUGUUUGCUGUCGUCGAAACGGUCAUUGACCGAGACUAUAGCACUUCCCGGCCAUUAGUUCAGGCCAAAGAUUCCAUGUACGACGCGAUCACUGAACUGGUUCAUGCUGCUCGCCAAGUUUUCAAGCCCAUUCGCUCGAUGGAUGACGAUCUGAUUUACUCUCCUGACGAGGCGCACAGUCUAGUACAGGCUGCCACAGCCUGUGUCAGUGCUGCAGGUCGAUGCGUGACCAGAACCAAAGCGACGCUAGAAGAGAUAGGAGAUUUUGAGAUUGAGAAUCUGAGUUAUCUUUUAGGACGUAACUCAGGUGGCUCUAGUACACCCGAGCCGACGAACUUCGAACCCACGCCUCCGGAACGCCUUCAAUCCUCUUCGGCAUUGAGGUCACCCGCAGACAAGGGUACAGAUCAAUUGGAGGAGCGCCCUCGCAUCGUCAUCAAUCAGGGCCUGCUGACCCCUCCUCUUUCCCUCAACACUGUCGAAUCUCCUUCCACCAGCUCCGGUAGUGUUCCCCCAACACCGAAAGACGACGUGGUGGCGGAGAUCAUUCGCUCGUCGCCAUUGCCAUCCGCGUCUCUGACUCAUCAGAAGAUCUCUGCAAGCUCUCCAGUCUCCAAUCAGUCCGCGGAUAUCAGACACCACCGCAAGUCCGGAGCCCGCGCAGUUGGAGGGAGUACGAGCAGUGACAGCAGUUUCGAACGCAUUGAACGACGGUCGAAUCCCAGCAACAUAUCCUCCGCGUCGACGCGAGUCACCUCGGUUCAGGAAGAUCUUGGCCACUCGCUAAAGCCCCUUGGCUCAAGACCGUCACAUGAUGGCGGUGGCCGAGAGUCCCUUGACGAUGACGAAGAUGCUGAAGCAGAAAUCCUCGUUCACACCUUUUCCCAAGAGCUUGUCUUUAAUCGAGAAGGCAUAAUUGUUGGGGGUACGCUGAACGCCUUGGUGGAGCGACUGACCGCUCCCGACUCAGCCCCUGAUGUGUCUUUUGUCACCACAAUCUACCUCACUUUCCGCUUAUUCGCAACUCCGGUGAGCUUCGCUCGUGCCUUGAUAUAUCGCUUCGAGUACGUGGGUGAAAAUGCGAGCAUCGCAAGCCCUGUCAGACUACGCGUUUAUAAUGUCUUCAAAGGCUGGAUGGAAUCUCACUGGCGUCAUGACUGUGACGACACAGCACUUCCUGUCAUUGUCGGCUUCGCAAGAGAGUCACUCAUUGGUGUACUCCCAAUGGCCGGCAAGAGAAUUCUUGAACUGGCCGAGAAGGUGGCCACAAGCCAUGCGCCUAUUGUUCCUAGAGUAGUAUCCGCCAUCGGAAAGACGAGCACAUCCACCGCGGCCUAUAUUGAUCCGAAUACCCCACUGCCAAAUCCCGUCAUUUCGAAGAGCCAGCUCACCGCAUUGAGGGCUUGGAAAAUGGGUGGACCAUCCGUCUCCAUCCUUGACUUCGACCCUUUGGAACUUGCUCGUCAGAUCACGUUGAAGACUUCCAAGAUCUUUUGCUCGAUUCUUCCCGAAGAGCUCCUAGGCACGGAAUGGACAAAGAGAAGCAGUUCCCUUGCCGUCAAUGUCCGCUCUAUGUCGACUCUGUCCACCGACAUAUCGAACCUCGUCUCCGAUUCCAUUCUCCAACUCGAAGAGCCAAAGAAGCGAGCCGCCAUCAUCAAACAGUGGGUCAAGAUUGCCAACAAAUGCUUGGACUUGCGCAACUUUGACACGGUCAUGGCAAUCGUCUGCGCUUUGGACUCGACCAACAUCAAGCGAAUGAAGAAGACAUGGGAAUGCGUACCUCAGAAGGCUAAGACCAUAUUUGACGAGAUGUGUAAGAUUGUCGACGUGGCUCGAAACUAUGCUGUUUUGCGUCAACGUAUUCAGUCCCAACUCCCGCCUUGCCUCCCUUUCAUCGGCGUCUAUUUGACAGAUCUUACUAUGGUCGAUUCAGCGAACCCUUCUACAAGGCCACUUUCAACGGAAGGCGGCGGGGCCCCAGUCAUCAACCUAGACAAGCACAUGAAGACGGCGAAGAUCAUCUCCGAAUUGCAAAAGUUCCAGAUCCCCUAUCGCUUCGCCGAAGUCUCCGAGCUCCAGACUUGGAUGCAAGACCAACUCAUCCGAGUCAGGUCUGCAGGAGAUAAAAGUUUCCAACUUCAUUACCGACGAUCCUUGAUUUUAGAGCCCAGAGAACCUAGCAGGAGUCCAAAUCCUGAAUCAGCAACGGGAAAAGAUAAGGAGAAAUUCGACUUCUUUACAUGGGCACACCUGGGCCCAAAAGAGAAGUCAGUUUCAGUGUCUAGUUGA